This is a messenger RNA of Photinus pyralis (common eastern firefly), 3792 nucleotides long. Its product is annotated as hemocytin-like. Gene Ontology annotation, cellular component: extracellular matrix. The record is from RefSeq and is a predicted model, not a curated record. Lineage: Eukaryota; Metazoa; Arthropoda; Insecta; Coleoptera; Lampyridae. The transcript is spliced from 11 exons. Bases 1283 to 3703 code for a protein of 806 amino acids. Gene Ontology annotation, molecular function: protein binding.
AUCGACCAGACAUCACACUGAUAGACAAAGUACACCAAGAAACAUUUAUAAUAGAUGUUGCAGUACCAAACGACACCAAUGUAAUGACAAAGGAGCAGGAAAAGAUUACAAAGUACUUACCAUUGGCCAUAGAAGUAAAAGAACUCUGGCAACAGCAUAAGGCAACAAUAGUUCCACUCAUCAUCUCAGUCACAGGAGUUACUAUCAAAAACUUUUUGCAACAUUUUAAAAAACUUGACAUUACCCAUACUUACACACAAAGAUACAAAAAGCAGUCCUUCUGAAAACGGCAUCCAUAACUCGACCAUUUCUACAGCAAUAGAUAUACUCUACUUUUGACUUGGUAAUUACCCGUCAUCUGUAGGUCAACCGCAUAAAGCGAGAAAAAGCUAAAAUAAUAAUAAUAAUAAUAACCGAUUGCAGGGAGGAAGCUUUCAUUGAAUGCGCAGAAUCCGUGAACGUAGACGUAUUUUUGGCGGAGUGCAUUGAAAACACUUGCAAUUGCGUAAAUGGAGGAAAAAGCAAAGACGAAUGUCUCUGCCAAGCAUUGGAAAAUUUCGUUGUUCAAUGCGAAGCGCAUAAUCCACUAAUAGAGCUUUGGGAUUGGAGAACAAAGUAUCAUUGUCCGACGAUCUGCGAACCCCCCUCUGUACAUUACGACUGUUACAACAAGAUUUGCGAACCGACCUGUGGCAACAUCUACAGUUGUCCUAAAGUAGACGAGUUCUGCUUCCCGGGAUGCUACUGUCCACCGGGCUACGUGCGAAAAGGCAAAGAGUGCGUGGUGCCAAACGACUGUGAAGACUGUGUUUGCCACGUGUUACCCCACUUGAAGUAUAUUACAUACGACAAGGGAUCAUUUACUAUUGAUGGCGAAUGUGAGUACAUAGUGACUCAGGAUAUACCCGACGAACAAGGCGAAAAUACCUUCACUGUCUUCGCGAAGAAUGCCAAGUGCACUUAUGACAAAACCCAAAUUUGCGUUGAACACAUCAGAAUCGUGUACGAAGACAAAGAAAUUAAGGUUCAAAAGAACGAUCUCGUCGAUAAGCCCGAUAUCUUGGUGAACGGCGUCUCUGUAUCGGACUUCAAUACGGAUUGGGCUAAGAUAGAAACCGAGCCCAACAAAAACGUCCAAGUUAGACUACCAGAAGUACCGGCCAAGGUCACCAUAUUCUAUCCCUCGCUCUCCAUCACCGUUGCGCUUCCGUCGGUUAAGUACGGCGGCAAACUGGAGGGCUUGUGUGGAAACUGCAACGAAAACCCACACGACGACUUCGUUAUGCCCAACAGGACUAUCGCCGAGACGAACGAGCAGUUUGGCGAGAGCUGGCUUUCCGAUCAGAACAAGGAGGCGGACUGCAAAAUUGUGCCACCGGUCGUUUGCGAAAACACCGGUGACGUUACGUGCAAAAUUUUGGUAUCCGACAGAUUCCAAGAGUGCAACGCAGAAUUAGAUCCGAACCUCUUCUUUGAAUGGUGUAAUGAAGACAGUUGCCAUGAUAAACCCAUCGUCGUGUGCGACGCGAUUGAAGCGUAUGCACGGGAAUGUCUCACUUUAGGAAUCUGCGUGGAUUGGCAUUCUGAAUUGUGUCCGGCCUCGUGUCCCUCAGGCUUAGAGUAUAAAUCGUGCGAGUCCAGCUGCGGACGAACGUGUGACAGUUUGGAUAAUGAAAGUUGUUCCGAGCUCAGUAUCGAUGGGUGCUACUGUCCCGAGGGCCAGGCGUUACUUAAUGGAACCAGCUGCGUGCCGAUCGACAAGUGUAAAACAUGCGACGCCGAGGGACAUUAUCCUGGAGACACUUGGCAACCUGACAUCUGCACGACAUGCACAUGUGAUACUUCCAAGGUGAGCUGUACCAAAGUAACAUGUCCUUCGACCGAAAACGUAUGCCAGGAUGGUUUCGAAAUGGUCACAGUUCCCGCGCCGGACGAGUGCUGCGACAAAUUCCUCUGCGUGGCAAUCACAACAACCGCCAGGCCUUGCGAUCCUCCGGUGCAAAUACCUUGCGCCGCAGACCAGGCAGUAAAACUAAUAACGAAGUCGGACGGCUGCGCGCAAUUUGUCUGCGAAUGCAAGCCACCCCAAGAUUGUCCGGCUCUUCAUCUCGAAACCUUACCGGUACCGGAAGUUGGCGUGGUCAACGAAAUAGACAAUAGCGGAUGCUGUCCCACGGUGAAAGAAUCUUGUAAGCUCGACGCGUGUCCGCCAAAACCUGCAUGCCAACAGUUCUAUACGGUGGUUUCGAAACAGGGCGCCUGUUGCGAAUUAUACUCUUGUGAACCUCCAAAAGAUCAAUGUAUCGUUGCUUUAAAGUAUAAGGACGGCGAAGUUGGUGGUGAAGCAAGAGUACCGCAAGAUGAUGUUACAUUGGUACUAAAAGAAAAGGGCGAAAGUUGGAAGGAUGGACCGUGUCGUCGCUGCAAGUGUAUCCUAACUCCAAGCGGUGCAUUGUACGAGUCUUGUACAAAAUCCGAUUGCGCACCGCCUCCUGACGAUUUUAACUACAAGUACGAGCCAGUUGGGGUACCCGGAGAAUGUUGCCCGAUAUACAUGCAAGUCGGAUGCGUUAUCGAUGGACUCGUCCACGAGAUUGGUGACAUUUGGACUGUCGAAAACGACUAUUGCGUCACCUUCCACUGUAAUGAGACUACCACCGGCGUAGAGACAGUGAAGCAAGUGAAACAUUGCGCGACAAAAUGCGAACUUGGAUCCGAAUACGUUGCCGCGUCAGAUGAGGAUAAAACGUGUUGCGGCUCGUGUAAGGUGGUGGGGUGUGUCAUGGACGACGUGGUUUAUCCAAUUGGAGAUGAGUGGACAUCUGACGAUCACUGCACUGAUUACGUUUGCACGAACGAAACCAAUCUGGUACAUAUCAAAUCCAAUACGAUAACUUGUCCAAAAAUACCCGAUGAUAUUAACGCUAAUUUUGUGGUCGAAGAGGUUACAGUACCGGAAUCCUGCUGCAAAGAAUUCAGACCAACAGCGUGUAAAGUGGACGGUAAUGUGUACCAGAUUGGAGAAAGCUGGCCGUCGCCGGACGGUGACAAAUGCAAGAAUAUUACGUGUAUUCAAAAUGCUUUGAACCAUGUCAAAAAAGAGGUAGUGACGGAGACCUGUAAGACCGAGUGCAAGCUAGGUUGGGAGUACGAGGAGUCGAGCUCCCAGUGUUGUGGAGCAUGCGUACAGACCGCUUGUGUCAUUGAUAACGAGCUGAAACAGGUGGGCCAGCAAUGGACGUCGGAAGAUGGCUGUUCCGUUUCCAGCUGCGAACUUCUGCAAGGACAAUUUUCGAUUAUGACCACGACAGAGUCUUGUCCCGACGUUAGCGAAUGUGCUCCGGAAAAUCUGUACCAGCUGGGAUGCUGCGAACACUGCAACGUGACCACGGAACCCUCGCACAACUGCGUCGUUCAACCACUUAAUCUGGAAGACACCGUUGGCUUAAUUGUCGAAACUAAUGAUCACGGGAAUUGCGUGAAUAAAGGCGAAUUGCCUGGCAUGACCGAAUGCGUUGGCGGCUGCGAUUCGUCCACCAAAUAUAACAAACUGGAAGCGCAGUACGAGUCCCAGUGUUCUUGUUGUCAAGCUGAAAACUACGAGACAAUUUCCAUAGAGUUAGACUGCGAAGAUGGAUUUGUUUUAAAGAGACAGUUCGCUGUCCCCUCGUCAUGCAGGUGUAUGGAGUGUGGCCUAGAAUAAAAACCUUUCAGUAAGCUUCCACGUUUCAUAAGGCAUAGGUAUUAAAGUUAUACUAUAAUGUGAUAAGUAAUAAAUGUAAUAUUAACAUU